AUGCCUGCCAAUAAUAAUGAUGAACUUGAACAGAACAAAAAUCCAAAUAUCAAGACCAUCAAUGUUAAAAUGACGCCAAGAAAUAUUUCGAGAAGGGUAGAAAGUAGAAACAUCUCAGUAAAAACCAAAGAUCACAACAUAGAACAAGAGGAAGUUCUAAUAACACUUGUGUUCGAAAGACGGCCACUUUGGGACCACACUUUGCCAUUGUCUCAGCGAUCUAAGGCGAUAAAAGAUAAAUUAUGGUUGGAAAUAAACAGAAUGAUGAAUGGUGUAUGGUCUUUGGACCAAAUUCAAAGAAAGUGGAAGUCUAUGAAAGAUCGCUAUCUGAAAUUAAAAUCAGAGUAUUCUGAGCAUGUCCCAACUGGUAGUGGAAGAGAUAAAGCUAAGAAGAUUACUUGGAAAUAUUAUGGCAUGUUGACAUUUCUCAGCAGUGUGAAUGUUCCUCGAAAAACAGUUUCUUCUCUGCAUGAGGAAACAGCAGAGAGGAUACCUAUUCAUGAAAAUACCCAAGAAGCUAAUAAAACUUCCAAACCUAGAGGACAAAAGAAGAAAAGAAAUUUGGAUGAAGAAAUUCUUGAGGCUAUCAAAAAUACCACAAUGCCUACUCCUCAGCCUACUCAACCAAAUGAUGUCCAUUAA
Molecule: messenger RNA, 642 nt
Organism: Phaedon cochleariae (mustard beetle)
Lineage: Eukaryota; Metazoa; Arthropoda; Insecta; Coleoptera; Chrysomelidae
Source: the annotation of a GenBank genome assembly